Molecule: messenger RNA, 2494 nt
Organism: Fopius arisanus
Lineage: Eukaryota; Metazoa; Arthropoda; Insecta; Hymenoptera; Braconidae
Product: sphingomyelin phosphodiesterase
Exons: 5
Coding region: 360-2333 (657 amino acids)
Biological process (GO): ceramide biosynthetic process; sphingomyelin catabolic process
Cellular component (GO): lysosome
Molecular function (GO): acid sphingomyelin phosphodiesterase activity
Source: RefSeq, a predicted model, not a curated record
GCCAUGAACGUUCAUUGACCACGUGAACAAUCUCCUUUUACUAUAGAUAUUGCUUUACGCAUUUACCAGUUGAUGUAAUUAAACCCGAGCAGUCACGCGACGCCAGUCAGUCCCCAAACACAAGUUCACCCCAAAAUUCCUGUGAAUAUCUCCUCUCCCUGGGGCCCUCGAUAAAUAAAAAAUUUCUAACAUCGCGGUACGACUUUUUAGCAAUCACUCAUCAAUUGGUGAAUGCGCAAAAAAAAAGCGCAAUUAUUCUCAAUUGCGUAAUUGUGUUUGUGAGUAGUUGCUGUCAUGCAGACGCUGUGAAGCAAGCGGUAAUAACUGUUUCUGAAUUUUCUGAUUGAAAUAUUGUAAAAAUGGGACAACAAAGAAAAUUGAUGACUGGGCUAUUUUUCCUCGGGUUUAUGGUCCUGCAGAGUUCAGGAGUUGUCAUUAAUCGACCGAUCGAGACACUCAAUUUCUCAUCAGAAAUGGAAAAGACCUUCGAGAGCGAUUCGGAAAAAAUUUCCGCUUCCGUUAAUGAAGGACGGAUCGGGGACACAGAUAGAGUGAAGGUAACGAAACUAGUAUGGACUGCGGAAGAUGGAAAAUGGCCGGAUGAAGGGUUAGGGCCAUCGAGACUCAGGAAGUUCGGAUCAAUAUUCGAUAAUAUGGACUGCUUUGGCUGUAAUGCCGCAAUAUAUUUCGUACAAAAUAUAAUUAAGACGGUGGGUGCACUUGACGAUAAAACUGGCCGUACUCUUGUCAGAGAAGCUAUCAUCACGGGAUGUAAGGCACGUCUGAAUAGUGAAGUCUGUAAUGGCCUCGUCGAAGAAUUCGUGCCUUCAUUGUACUACAUCUUGAAGACGACGAAAAUGGGGGCCAAGGAGACAUGCAGUUUUAUAAUGAGCAACGAGUGCGAAUAUGUCCCUGACUCCGAGUACGAGUGGAACGUGCGUUUUCCCCGGAUUCCAAAACCAGCGGUUGUCGAUUUGACUACACCAAAGACAGGAGUAAAACGCCUGAAGGUUCUACAGCUAUCGGACAUUCAUUACGAUCCGUAUUACCAGGAAGGAGCGAAUGCCAACUGCGGCAAUCCUCUCUGCUGCAGAUCGAGCAAUGGCGAACCACAGAAUCCUAGGGAUAGGGCGGGGAAAUGGGGUGAUUACAGAGGAUGUGACACCCCGAAGAGAACGCUUGAUCACAUGUUGAAACACAUACAGACUAUUCAUUCCGAUAUUGAUUAUAUUCUGUGGACAGGUGAUCUUCCUCCUCACGAUAUUUGGAAUCAAACGCGCGAGGGAAAUCUUCAAGUCCUUCGGGAUAUAAUGGAUGAUUUGAAAAUAGCAUUUCCUAAUGUGACAAUUUUCCCCGCUCUCGGUAAUCAUGAGAGUGCACCAGUCAAUAGCUUUCCAACUAAGUACGUUCCAUCGGAAUACAAUAUCUUCUGGUUGUACGAUGAAUUGGAUAAGCAGUGGCAACGGUGGUUACCACGCGGUGCAUCUGGUACUGUGAAACGUGGUGCUUUCUACUCGGUUCUCGUCAGACCUGCAUUCAGAAUAAUUUCGGUCAACACGAAUUAUUGCAAUGAUAAAAAUUUCUGGCUGUUGAUGAAUAGUACGGAUCCAGCUGAUGAACUCCAGUGGCUGAUUGAUGAGCUUCAGGGUGCGGAGAACAGAAGCGAGAAGGUACACAUCAUUGGGCACAUGCCACCAGGCACCUCUGAAUGUCUCAAAGUCUGGUCUGCCAAUUAUUACAGGAUCAUCAACAGAUACGAGUCAACAAUAGCCGCCCAAUUCUUCGGUCACACCCACUACGACGAGUUUGAAUUAUUCUACGACAUGAAAAAUAUCACACGUCCAGUGAGUGUUGCGUACGUCGGGCCAUCAGUGACGCCAUAUGAUCGUCUCAAUCCUGGAUACAGAAUUUAUUACAUCGACGAUGAUGAGGCAUCACCAUCGAGGCAGGUUAUCGAUCAUGAGACCUGGAUCAUGGAUCUCGAGAAAGCCAAUGCUCGUGGCUUUCCCACUUGGCGCAAAUUGUACAACGCUAAACGCGCGUACGGAAUGCAAUCACUUCAGCCGAGGGAUUGGGAUGCAUUGCUCGAUAAAAUGAUUGAUAAUCCCAAUAUAUUUUAUCUGUACUAUAGGUUCUAUUACAAAGACUCACCUGUUCGUCCUCAAUGUGAUAUAAAUUGCAGACAGCAACUCCUGUGCGAUAUUAGAAGUGGGCGCAGUCGUGACAGAGAAGUUCUCUGUCCAAAUCUCCAACAAAAAUUGCAAGAGGUCCCCCACAAAAAAUUCGUAAUUGACGAAAUACUUUCCAACGAGAUCGACGCUCAUGUCACAUAAUUACUGCAAUUCUGCAAUUAUUCCAAAGAUCAUUACUGCCACAUUUAUAUUUCACUCUCUCAUUCUCCGUUACAUGACAUUUUUUACUUCUAUUUUUUUCUUUAGAGAUUAACUCAAUUUUUGCGGUAAUAAUUAAAAGAUCAUUAAAUGAUAAUUACGAU